UCAUUUAAAUUUUUAUCUGUGAUCAAAUAAUCAAAAUGGCAUGAAGAAUAAUAAAUAAAAUAUGUAUUUUGUUAUGAAAUUUGCGGGAAUAAGCUGAUGAGCAUAAUCAGACAUGGAUAAUCAAUUUUUCAAAUGCCCCCUUUGCUGUAACGAGUCCUUUGAUUCGCCGCAAGCAUUGAAAACUCAUAUUUUGGAUGUUCUGAGUAGACUAGUAUGUCCAAUUUGUGAAGAAAAUGUUAACGGUCUUCAAAAUUUCGAGCAGCAUCUGCAGGAUUGUCGAACAGAAGAGAAUUCGGAAACGAAUAGUCUCUGCGAAACGGAUAUUAAGAUUGAAGGUGGAACAGUGGGCACAGAUCAAAAAGAGAAUAACAUCUUAGUUCAGGACAAUCAUCUUAUUAAAGAUGGGAGACGAGAAGGGAUCGAGUAUUAUUGUGAAAUUUGCGACGUUUACUUUUCGGAAAUGAAGAAACAUUUGGUGGAAAAUCAUAUGGGUGAACAAGUUGCAGUGGAAAGCCAAGAAUUAGAUGACCUAUUAAAAGAAAGAACUGUCAUCAAUGAGGAUGUGUCUGAAUCUCAAACAGAAGCGGACACGAAUACUGCGGACACAGAACAUAUAUUCCUAGAACAAGAAAUCUUGGAUGAGGAAGGAAAAUUUUACACCAAGAAGCUAACGAAAAUCAACAUUAUUUCAGAGCAGGAAAGAAGCCCGCCUGUCCUAGAACAGAUUGUCUAUAGGACAAUAUCAAGUGAAGAUACAAAAAUUGAAAGUUCGAUAAAAGUGUAUCGAUGUCAGGAGUGUAAGAUAAGGUUCCUCCAAUUGAGCGUCUAUAACAAACAUAAUUGUAAGUCGAGAAAAGGUGUAAUCUGUGAUAUAUGCUCAGUAUAUUUUCCAAACAAAUCAGGAUUAUCCCUACAUAAAAAGAUAUACCAUGGGGAAAAUACAGUGGGAGAUAGUUUGAUGUAUAAAUGUGAUGUUUGUAAUAUUAAGUUUCCAACGGAAAAAAGUAUCAUCCUCCAUAAGAGAAUGCAUUUACCAGUAUCAAAGCAAAAAUUGAUUGAUGCUCCUGUAACCUACAAUAGCCACGGAAACAUGGUUUCGGAAGAAACCAAUGAAGCUUUCACUUGUGAAAUAUGCGGUAAAGAAUACAACACGAAAUACCUGGAAGUUCAUAUGAAAUCUCACAAGGAAGAACUCCUAAACUGCUCCAUCUGCAACAGGAAGUUCCCAGAUAAGGACGCGCUGAGCAUGCAUCUUCAAGCGCAUGGGAACGAAGUCGAGAAGAAAAUCUCUUGUAGUUUAUGUAAAAAAACAUUUUCGCAGAAAAAAUCCCUAGACGAUCACAUUCAGAACAACUGCGAGAAACGGAAGUACAGCUGCAGUUUUUGCGGAAGGAGGUUCACGAAACCACACGAGAAGGUUAAGCAUGAACGGAUACACACUGGACAAAAACCACACGUCUGCGAGAUCUGCGGUAAAGCUUUCCGGGUGAGCUACUGCCUAACCUUGCACAUGAGGACCCACUCCAACAUAAGACCGUACCAGUGCCAGAUCUGCAACAAGAGGUUCAAAUCGCACGGCGCCUAUCGUCACCACAAUCAGAUACAUUCGGACGUUCGUUCCUACCAGUGCCCGUUUUGCCCGAAAGCUUUCAAAACUGCCGUGCAGUUGGCCGGUCACAAGAACACCCACACUAAACCGUUCUCGUGCAGCACCUGCAGCAGACCCUUCGCCUCGUUGUAUGCGGUCAGGCUGCACAUGAAGUCCCACGAUAACAAGGGGGAAUUCAAACAUCGGUGUCACGUUUGCGGGGCGGAAUACGCGAGGUACACGGCUUUACGGGAUCACAUGGGGACGCAUCCUGAAUGUAUUGAGGAAGUUAUCGUGGAGAGUUCGCCGAAGAAGAUCAAAAAGGUUAAAUUGAAAGUGGAGAAUCCCGAUUGAAAAAAGUAAAAGUUGUGUAGCUAGACGGUUUAAUCGUUUGAUAACAACAAGUUGUUUCCCCCUCUCUCAUACUUGAUCAGUAUUCAUGUACAGAGUGGUCCAUUCCUUAAGCCCCACAUUACGUUUUUAACGGUAUUUAAGAAAGUGUUAGUUGUUUCGUACAAACUCUGGUUUAAGGACGAAAAAAUGAUUGUUUUCUCACAGUUUUAUUUUUAAUUCACUUACCGAGGUUUGUAAAAGAUGGCCAAUCCUCCCAGAUUGAAUUUCAAUCGAUAUAAUUCUGUUGAAAAGUGUUAAUAGUGUUGUUUUCUUUGUGUUAUUUGAAAUAUUUUUCAUAAGGUUCGUUGACAGUGAAUCGGAGACUAAACCUUUUAUAUUUGAAUAAUAGGAGAUUUGAUCAAAUUUUAGAAAUUCCUAUCUCUUAAAAUGUUACUUUUGUAAGAUUUAAGCAAGCACAUACUGUUGAUUAAUGGGAAAAUAUGUCUAUCUUAGAAUUUGUGGGGCGUUAGGAAUUGCUUUACAAUAUAUUUUCUGGCCAUUAA
Molecule: messenger RNA, 2484 nt
Organism: Coccinella septempunctata (seven-spotted ladybird)
Lineage: Eukaryota; Metazoa; Arthropoda; Insecta; Coleoptera; Coccinellidae
Product: zinc finger protein 2-like
Exons: 3
Coding region: 113-1942 (609 amino acids)
Biological process (GO): regulation of transcription by RNA polymerase II
Cellular component (GO): nucleus
Molecular function (GO): DNA-binding transcription factor activity, RNA polymerase II-specific; RNA polymerase II transcription regulatory region sequence-specific DNA binding
Source: RefSeq, a predicted model, not a curated record